Molecule: messenger RNA, 1476 nt
Organism: Herpailurus yagouaroundi (jaguarundi)
Lineage: Eukaryota; Metazoa; Chordata; Mammalia; Carnivora; Felidae
Gene: SIX1
Product: SIX homeobox 1
Exons: 2
Coding region: 357-1211 (284 amino acids)
Biological process (GO): skeletal muscle fiber development; regulation of skeletal muscle cell proliferation; regulation of transcription by RNA polymerase II
Cellular component (GO): nucleus; transcription regulator complex
Molecular function (GO): RNA polymerase II cis-regulatory region sequence-specific DNA binding; DNA-binding transcription factor activity, RNA polymerase II-specific
Source: RefSeq, a predicted model, not a curated record
GCGCCGCCCGCAGCCAAUCAGCGCGCCGGGGACGCUGCGCGCUUUAAGGCCGCUGCGGGGAGAACAGAAACCAAGUUCCCCGGCAACGAGCAGCAUCAACCCGGCGGGAGGCCGGAGCCAGAGAGGCCCAAAAAGGCUGCGGAGUGAGCCGGCCUCUCCGUGUCCAGCGCGCCCCCCUCCGCCUUCUUCCUCGGCCGCCCAGCCCUAAAUUUCGAUUAGCUUUUUCGCCUACGGAAAUCCUAGGGAGGGGGUUAGGAGCAGCUGCGCCCCCCUCCCUGCGGCUGCCGCCCCCCUGCUUUUAAGGCGCUGCUCCCUGCCGCGUGCGCCCGGGCAGUGCAUCUCGGCAGGCCCCAACCAUGUCGAUGCUGCCGUCGUUCGGCUUCACGCAGGAGCAAGUGGCGUGCGUGUGCGAAGUUCUGCAGCAAGGCGGGAACCUGGAGCGUCUGGGCAGGUUCCUGUGGUCGCUGCCCGCCUGCGACCACCUGCACAAGAACGAAAGCGUGCUCAAGGCCAAGGCCGUGGUUGCGUUCCACCGCGGGAACUUCCGCGAGCUCUACAAGAUCCUGGAGAGCCACCAAUUCUCGCCUCACAACCACCCCAAGCUGCAGCAACUGUGGCUGAAGGCGCACUACGUGGAGGCCGAGAAGCUGCGCGGCCGGCCCCUGGGCGCGGUGGGCAAAUAUCGGGUGCGCCGAAAAUUCCCGCUGCCGCGCACCAUCUGGGACGGCGAGGAGACCAGCUACUGCUUCAAGGAGAAGUCGCGGGGUGUGCUGCGGGAGUGGUACGCGCACAACCCGUACCCCUCGCCUCGUGAGAAGCGGGAGCUGGCCGAGGCCACGGGGCUCACCACCACCCAGGUCAGCAACUGGUUUAAGAACCGGAGGCAAAGAGACCGGGCCGCCGAGGCCAAGGAAAGGGAGAACACCGAAAACAAUAACUCCUCCUCCAACAAGCAGAAUCAACUCUCUCCUCUGGAAGGGGGCAAGCCGCUCAUGUCCAGCUCAGAAGAAGAAUUCUCACCUCCCCAAAGUCCAGACCAGAACUCGGUACUUCUGCUGCAGGGCAAUAUGGGCCACGCCAGGAGCUCAAACUAUUCUCUCCCUGGCUUAACGGCCUCACAGCCCAGCCACGGCCUGCAAGCCCACCAGCAUCAGCUCCAGGACUCCCUGCUGGGCCCUCUCACCUCCAGUCUGGUGGACUUGGGGUCUUAAGUGGGGAGGUACUGGGCCUGGAAGCAGUGACUAGGGACACUUGUAAAUAGAAAUCAGGAACAUUUUUGCAGCUUGUUUCUGGGGUUCUCUGCGCAUAAAGGAAUGGUGGACUUUCACAAAUAUCUUUUUAAAACUCAAAACCAACAGCGAUCUCAAGCUUAGUUAGUUACCUUCUUCUCUCCAACUCUUGCAUUUCCCAUCCCAGUGCAGAGAUCAGGAAAAAAAAAAAAACAAAACAAACAAACAAACAAAAAAAAACCCAAAC